AACACGCUACGUGCGAGAAAUCAGUUCGAGACUUCCUCUUCAACUUCCUCUUUCGUCACGCCGAGCAAAGAAAAUGAGUAAGAUAAACCGUGACAACUUGAACGAUUCCAUCGAUGCCAUCCUACAGGCUUCGAAAGACAAGCCAAGGAAGUUCACAGAAUCCGUAGAACUCCAGAUCGUCCUGAAGAACUAUGAUCCCCAAAAGGAUAAACGUUUCGCAGGAACAGUCAGACUGAGGCAUGUUCCCCGCCCCAAGCUGAAGGUCUGUAUCCUUGGUGACCAGAUUCACUGUGACCAGGCCAAGGCCAACAACCUGCCCUGUAUGACCGCUGACGACCUCAAGAAACUCAACAAGGACAAGAAGCUGAUUAAAAAGCUGGCAAAGAAAUAUGAUGCUUUCCUGGCCUCCGACUCCCUGAUCAAGCAGAUCCCUAAGAUCUGCGGCCCCGGAUUCAACAGAGUGGGAAAAUUCCCCACCCAGGUCUCCCACCAGGAGUCACUCGUACAGAAAGUGGAGGACAUCAAGGCCACCAUCAAGUUCCAGCUUAAAAAGGUGUUGUGCUUGGCUACCUGUGUAGGACAUGUCAACAUGCCUAAGGAUGAGCUGUACGCUAACAUCACCCUGGCUAUCAACUUCUUGGUGUCUCUACUGAAGAAGAACUGGCAGAACGUCCGCGCCCUCUACAUCAAGGGGACCAUGACACCAUCACAGAGAAUCUACUAAAUACUGUACUCUCUCAAUAAAGUGGGCUUUCAA
Molecule: messenger RNA, 757 nt
Organism: Saccostrea cuccullata (small rock oyster)
Lineage: Eukaryota; Metazoa; Mollusca; Bivalvia; Ostreida; Ostreidae
Product: large ribosomal subunit protein uL1-like
Exons: 5
Coding region: 74-724 (216 amino acids)
Biological process (GO): maturation of LSU-rRNA; translation
Cellular component (GO): cytosolic large ribosomal subunit
Molecular function (GO): structural constituent of ribosome; RNA binding
Source: RefSeq, a predicted model, not a curated record